AUGAACUUUUCAACUGAAAUUAACAUUGCUGCUAACAGUCCUGCACCUGAGCUUCAAGCUACGGGUAUCGCUCACAAUCCUGAGGAAGUGGUUAUCACGAUGGAUGGUAUCCACUGCCAUGUACUCAGCUCUGCAGAGGAUCUUCAGAUUCAAAAAUUACCUAGGAAUUCCAUCCAUGAUGUUGCAACCAUUAGCGAAACAGAAUUAUAG
This is a messenger RNA of Rhizopus microsporus ATCC 52813, 210 nucleotides long. RefSeq lists its product as uncharacterized. The record is from RefSeq and is a predicted model, not a curated record. NCBI's taxonomy places the organism in Eukaryota, Fungi, Mucoromycota, Mucoromycetes, Mucorales, Rhizopodaceae. The coding region runs from base 1 to 210 and encodes 69 amino acids. The transcript is spliced from 3 exons.